Molecule: messenger RNA, 1311 nt
Organism: Hyaloscypha bicolor E
Lineage: Eukaryota; Fungi; Ascomycota; Leotiomycetes; Helotiales; Hyaloscyphaceae
Exons: 2
Coding region: 216-1058 (280 amino acids)
Biological process (GO): kinetochore assembly; attachment of mitotic spindle microtubules to kinetochore; protein localization to kinetochore
Cellular component (GO): kinetochore
Source: RefSeq, a predicted model, not a curated record
AAACCUGCGAAUCACUCCAUACUUCCAGCACGAUUACGAUUUCUUGAGAGUCCUAGCAACUCGGAAAAUCCGACCAACUUGUCAAACAUUACCUAGAAUUGGGCUUAAAAAUCACGGGCGUUCGCGUCAAACACGCUAUGUAAUCAGGUCCCAAGUAAACACUCCACUCAACAUUCAAAAUUGAUUUGAGAAAAUCAGCUUGUUGGGCAAUCAACAUGGCGCAAUCUCACAGCGAGGUUCUGGACGCUCUUUUGGAUACCCAAGCUUCUCACGAGCUUUCCAUUAUCAAACUCAGCGAACCAAUUUCGGGACCACUGAAGCAAAAUGGCGCAGAACGUACAUCUGACGUAUCUGCGGAGGUUUUUGAGAAUCCAACUCCGGCAAGUUUAGAAGCAGAUCUGGCACAUUACAAGGAACUCUUCUCGAAACUCCGAUUCUCCUACCUCGAACAAGUCACCAAAGAGAAAUUUAUACGCGCAAUUGUUGGCGAUCCACCCCUGGUAGUAGAACACCAAGAGAACGUUGAGCUCGAGGAGUCACUCGCUGUCGCAAAGGCGGCGUUAAAAGCACAGAAGACAGAAGUUGCAGAGCUGGUGGCAGAGUUGGAAGCAAGAGGUCGAGAGUUAUGUCGAAAGUACGAGAACAUUCAGAUGGAGACAACACAGUUGCAAGAACUGCCAGCGAAGAUUGGAGCUUUGCAAACUAGUGUUGAGGAACUGAAGGCAGCCCAACAGCCGGGUUCAAAUCCGACAUUGAACCUGCCUCUGGAGAAGACUCUGGCGUUGGUGGAAGAACGCGAAAGGGAGAGAGCGGAAUUGGAUAGGCAAUUGGAGCAACUUCAGGUUAUGGUUCCAAGAAAAACCAGGGAAUUAGAGAGGCUGAGUGCUGAAUUGCAGCCCCUGGAGGUCAAGAGACUUGGAAGUACCGCUUCGGCUAGAGAAGCCAAGAGAAGGAAGGAGGAGGCCCUUGGCGGUGUUGGAGACGAUUUAGAGGAGCGAGGCAGAUGGUGGAGAGGUGUCGAAAGUGGAUUGAAAGGCAUGCUAGGCGUGGAGGGUUAAGUUGGGUUGUUUGAGGAGUAAUGGUGAGGGAAUACCAGAGGAUCAGGGGUCAGGCGUUCUGUGACAUUGUCUCGAAAUGUUUCCAUGGUUUCUGGCGUCAGUAGAAAUGUAUGUUCGAGUCUCCUUUCGAACGUUUCACACAAUUCGUAAGAGAGAGGAAAGGUACUUGUUGAUCCAUGGAGAGAAUGGCCGUUGAGCACUCAUGCUUACCUUCCCAAUAUAUGGUCGAUUAUCGUCAAUUGAUAACAUUGUG